AUGUAAAGCAUACCAGAAAUCACAUAAAGUAGACCAUAAGUUCCUUGAAACGUACCACAAGUUCUCUUAAACAUACUUAAGAUUUCAUAAAGUAGACUACAAGUUUAUUAUAACAGGCCACAAUUUCUUAUAGCAAACCACAAGUUUAUUAAAAAAAACCACAAGUUUCUUAAAGCAUAACAUCCCAUUGAACCUAUUUGUAAACUUUUAAAAGUUCAAGUAUCAUAACGUAAAAGAAAAAUUUAGGUACUAAAAUAUAAUUUCACAUCAAUAUUUUUAGGACUUCUUUGUAAAAAAUGACUUUUAGGCAAUAAAUAGUAAUUUUAGGUACCAAAACUAUAAUUUGAACAUUCAAUCUCAAUGAAACCAAUGUAGGGAAGGAGAAAGAGAAGCCUAUGGGAAAGGGAGAAAAGAAUGUAGUUACUAUAAUGCACCUAUUAAAAGUGUUAGUAGUGUGCUAACACUAAGACCAUCCACAAUGUGGGUGCGGAGGGAAAGGUGGGAAAAGAGGGGGAGGUUUUGGUCAUAAGACCAUCUACAAUGUGGGAGGGAGGGAAAUGUGGGAAAAGGGGAGGGUUAUGUCACAAUUUGGGGUGGGAAAAAUGGUUAAUUGGUUAAUCACUUUUUUGGUAAAAUCAAUCUAUAGUUGAUUUCAUCACUUUAUUUUUAUAUAAUAACCAUUAUUUUUACAUAGUUAGUUAUAAUUAAUUAAUACAAACAUUUCGAUAUAAUUUGAUUUCCCCUCUUCUUCUGCUACUCCUCUCUGCAUCUCUUUUCCACCUAAUCGCUCACCUUUUCCCUCAUUUCCAACGAUCAGAGGAAGGAAUUUGUUUUUCUGGGUUUUGUAGAGGAAGGAGUUUGCUGAAAUGGGUAACCUGUUUUGCAUGGCGAAGAAAGAUGGUGAAAGCAAAGGCAACAAUGGUCCUUAGUACGUCUCAUUUGCCGAUUCGGAUCCUCCUCUUCAGACCACCGUCGUCUGCGGCGGAGUCAGAUUUAGGAGACCUGUGGCCCUUCUUGCAAUACUCAAUCAGCAUCGCCAGGAUCUUGUCAUGGUCAUCGUUGGGGAGAGGGAUGUAGUUGUUGGGUAACGACGACGCAAAUGGCCUUGGCUCAACCCCUAGUUGAAUCAGGUUAUGAAAUGGAGUCCUUAUUCCUAUUUCAUGGCGAACCACACCGCCAUCUUCAACCCUUCCGGAGACCGAAAUGCCUCAGCAGAUGUCAGAGUCAGAGAAUGGAUUUGGGUCGGGUUUCCGGCGACCAAACUGGUUCUAAGAUUGUCGUACCAUGGCUACGUAUGGAAGUUGGCAAAUUCCGGGGAUAACGCUCUGGGAGCUCCGACGAAGGGACCAAAUACGGCGAUCGCAUGGCUUAUGGGUGUUUUCUUCUACAAAGAUAACUUGUUUUUUUCUUCUAGACAGAGCUUCUUCAUGCAGAGGAAACCAGCGGAACGAAGGGGAGCGCUUGGGCUACAGGCUUCGAUUCAUCAAGCGGCGGCUAGGUGAGAUGCUCCUCCGCUGAAUGGAAACACAUGCCUCCGACAACUCUAUUGGUCUGGCAAUCCCUGCAAUUAAUUUUUCCUCGGCGAGAAGUAAAGGGCCAAUUAAUGGCCCAUUGGUCCGUUUCGCCUAUUUGGCUUUAAUACAUUAGUUAGUAUGUUAUUUGAUGUUAUUAGGUCUUUAAUGAUCCGUUUUAUGUGAUUAAUGAGUCACUAAAGCAAUCUUUUUAUGGCGCUUUAUAACCUUUAAUUGUUGGUUUAUAUCUCAAAUUACGGGAUAAAACGAAUUCAUUCUUGAUUUUCAGAAUUAAUUUCUGGCUUUCAAUGUAUCUUUGGCACAAACUCCUCUCCUCGGCCGUAACGCUUUUCUGAAAUUAACCUUCCAAUUGUGAAGAGAACUUUAGGCCUGAGAUUCGGGAAGUAACCCCAAAAGCAGAGAGGGAACCGGUAUCACUAUGGAACUCCAUGUGCUGGCUGUCAUCGUGCAACCAGGGUGGCCGUCGUGAAGUUGUGGACUUUACUGGCAUUGAGCAACUUCAUUGAUUCCAUCUUGACUGGCAAUUUUAGUAUAUGGUGGCGACAUAUGUCAUGAUCUCUGAGAUCUCCCCAUUCCACAUUCUCCAAUACGCCUGGUUACUUUGGAGAAUCUGGAAGUCUAGACAUUAAGUGAUUUUUGAAUUCUACCAACCUCAUGUCUGUUCCCUCACCAGACAAUUCUACAACCAGGUCCGUCAAGUCUCCAAUAUUCACCCCCUGCUCCGCCCCCUCCCCCCAGAUCGCUCCUCCCAACUCCUCCUCCGGGCUCUUGGGAGCCUCCACCCUACGACUAUUUGAAGAUCACCUUCGAUGCAACUGUUCGUGACUCAGGGUGCUCAUUUGUUCUUGCUAUCCGUGGGUUAGACGGGCAUGUGAUAUUGGCAGCCAGUAUGCAUCACCAGGGAGUAGUCUGCCCCGACCUGGCAGAGCUCCUAACUAUCCGUCAUGAUGUACAAGAAGAUUCCUUUGGAGGUCCGGUGUCGUCAGAUCGUAGGCUCGUUGUCAGUUUGUACAUAGUUUAGGGAGGUUUCUAGAGCCGCCAACAGUGCUGCCCAUAGAGUUAGAGACUUUCAACUUUAUUUGGGUGGCUUCAUUAGGGUGUCGCUUGUAGGGGGUUCUUGGGUAGUUUUUUUUUUAUUUCUGAGUGAUAUCAAUAGAGGAAAAUAGUUAAACUUACAAUUCUACCCAGGACCCCUAAAAGACUCUAAAAAAGCCACCCCAAAAAAAUCAAAAGAUUUUACCUCUAAACGAGAAAACAGUGCUUUACGCGCCACUCUAUGGGCAGCACUGUUGGCGGAUCUAGGUACCGCCCUAAACUCUAUACAAACAGACAAAGAGCUAAGGAUCUGAUGACACUCUCGUAACGCCGGACCACCAAUCGAGUCUUCUAGGACGCCUUGACGAACUUGUUUGACGACCACUUCGGAAUCACCUUCGACUAUCACGCGGGUCAAGGAUCUUGAGGCUACGAUGGAGAUAGCAUCUCUAAAGGCUAGAAGCUCUGCCAGGUAAGGAUUGACUAUUACUUGAAGCUGCAGCCCAAACGCCAAUACCACAUGCCAGUCUGACCCAUGGAUAACAAGCCCAGACGAACACCCUGUGGCACAAACAGCAGCGUCGAAGUUGAUCUUCAAAAAGUCUUCUGGCGGAGGGACCCAAGAGGUGGCAGGAUGGUUUGGGAGUAGAGCUGUGGGGUGGAGGAGGAAGGAGAAGAUAGGAGACUUCGAGGACCUGGUUGUAGAACUGGCUGGCUAGGGAACGGACAUGAGGUUGGUAAAAUUCGAAUGUCACUUUAUUUCUAGACUUCCAGAUUCUCCAAAGUAAACAGAUGCAUUGGAUAAUGUGGAAUGGGGCGCUCUCAGAGACCAUGACAUGUCGCCACCAUAGACUAAAGUUAACAGUAUGGGCGGUCUCAAUAGAGUUGCUCAAUCCCACUAAAAUCCACAAUCUAAUGGCUAGGGAGCAUCUGAAGAAUAAAUGUUCAACGCUUUCUCGAUGUUUCCAUCAGACAGGGCAUCGGUUAAGGCAGUUUACUCUACGAGUUUGAAGGGCCGAUUUCAACCAUAGUCUGAAACGGUUAGAAUCCUCCCGUAACUGACAUUUUGGAUAGUCAAAUGCACAUAUACUCAUUAAAUUGAUGACCAUUAAAAGCUUUCUGGCGGAAGCCGUUGCUGGCCAUGAUGUAUAAUUACCGAAUUGACUCAAUUGCUAGCCAAUCUGUUCUAGUAUCGAAUUGUUAGAUGAUUUCAUUAAUUAGCCCUUGGGAGCAUAUUUAUUUGCGGGAGUCCUCUGAAUACGCCUCAUUAUGCUGACGAAAGAAUCUCUUUAUUAGAGUUUUAAAACACUCUAGCUCGUCAUUAAGGAGACGAUUUGAAAGCACAAUUAAAGCUUUUCCGGCGCUAGCCGUUUCUGGCCAUAAAGCCUUGCGACCGACUUGUGAAAAAGUGGUUACUAAACCCAAUAACUAUUGUAUUAAAUGAGCAUAAAGUAGGCAAUUACGUGGCUAAAGCUGGUUCAAGUUUAUUAAAGAAGGUAACCAUAAUAGCUUUGGAAAAUAAAAGAGAAAUCCAAAUAACUGUAACGAGGACUAAUAAUUAAUAGUCAGUAAUACCAUAACCAUUUAUUAUAAUUAUAACUGAAAAUCCAAAAAUAAUAAAAACCAAUAACUACUUUCCCACCGUGAAAGCAUCCAACAGAUAAGGAAUCUUUAUAUCCGUAACCAAACAAUUAAGAAAUUAGAAGAAUGCUCUGGACGUAGGUUGCCAAAUGCCAAUGCAACAAAACCGAAUUUAAUCCAACGCAAGGCUUUUAUCAGUUUAAUUGCUUUAGGGGAUUAAUUAAUUAUUAUAUUAAACCCAUUAAUUUUCGUAACCUCCAUGAUAAAUAUCAGAGUAAUACUUAUCAUCUUAAACGGAAGAAAAAGAUGAUUUAAGA
Molecule: messenger RNA, 4465 nt
Organism: Linum trigynum
Lineage: Eukaryota; Viridiplantae; Streptophyta; Magnoliopsida; Malpighiales; Linaceae
Source: the annotation of a GenBank genome assembly